CUUCCCUCCUGGGGGGGCCGUAUCCAGGUUGGGGGGCGCUGAAAGGCCUCAUCCCAGGGUCCCCCCUGGAGCCAGCAUAGCCAUUCGCGGUGACGAUGCGCCCCCCGGCGCCUCUAGCCGGGUGCUGCACCAGCCCCCACCACCCGGCUUCCAGAAAGCUCCCCUUGCAUUCCGCGGCAUUCUUUGGGCGUGAGUCAUACAGGUUUGCAGCCAGCCCCCAAGGGGGUGUGUGCGAGCCCAGCAAUAUAAAUACGGCGCCUCCCGGUGCUCACCACGCGGCGUCGCCAGAAGGAGUGCUCGGGCGCCGGGUGCCGCUGACCGGGUUCUUGUUUCCUCCACUGGAUGCUGCUGUCCUGCGGUCCCUCCCUCCUUGCACUUCCUGCCAUCGCUUUCUUUUGAGAGGCGUGCGAGGACUCAGAAUCAGAGGCAUGAUGAAGACUCUGCUGCUGUUUGUGGGGCUGCUGCUGACCUGGGAGAGUGGGCAGGUCCUGGGGGACCAGUCGGUCUCCGACAAUGAGCUCCAGGAAAUGUCCGAUCAGGGAAGUAAAUAUGUCAAUAAGGAAAUUCAAAAUGCUGUCAACGGAGUGAAAGAGAUCAAGACUCUCAUAGAAAAAACAAAUGAAGAGCGCAAGACACUGCUUAGCAACCUAGAGGAAGCCAAGAAGAAGAAAGAGGAUGCCCUAAAUGAGACCAGGGAAUCAGAAACAAAGCUGAAGGAGUUUCCAGGAGUGUGCAAUGACACCAUGACGGCCCUCUGGGGAGAGUGUAAGCCCUGCCUGAAACAGACCUGCAUGAAGUUCUACGCACGCGUCUGCAGAAGUGGCUCAGGCCUGGUUGGCCGCCAGCUCGAGGAGUUCCUGAACCAGAGCUCGCCCUUCUAUUUUUGGAUGAAUGGUGACCGCAUCGACUCGCUGCUGGAGAACGACCGGCAGCAGACGCACAUGCUGGACAUCAUGCAGGACCGCUUCAGCCGUGCCUCCAGCAUCAUGGACGAGCUCUUCCAGGACCGGUUCUUCGCCCGGGAGCCCCAGGACACCUACCACUACCUGCCCUUCAGCCUGCACCACCGGAGGCCUCACUUCUUCUUUCCCAAGUCCCGCAUCGUCCGCAGCUUGAUGCCCUUCUCUCCAUUCGAGCCCCUGAACUUCCACGCCAUGUUCCAGCCCUUCCUUGAGAUGAUACACGAGGCUCAGCAGGCCAUGGACGUCCCCUUCCACAGCCCAGCCUUCCAGCACCAGUUCCCGGAAUCCAUACAAGAAGGUGACGAUGACCGAGCCGUGUGCAGGGAGAUCCGCCACAACUCCACAGGCUGCCUGCGGAUGAAGGACCAGUGUGACAAGUGCCGCGAGAUCUUGUCUGUGGACUGUUCGGCUGACAACCCCUCCCAAGCUCAGCUGCGGCGGGAGCUCAACGACUCCCUCCAGAUGGCCGAGAUGUUGACCAGGAAGUACAACGAGCUGCUGCAGUCCUACCAGUGGAAGAUGCUCAACACCUCCUCCCUGCUGGAGCAGCUCAACGAGCAGUUUAGCUGGGUGUCCCGCCUGGCAAACCUCACGCAAGGCGAAGACCAGUACUAUCUGCGGGUCACCACGGUGGCUUCCCACACCUCUGACUCGGACGUUCCUUCUGGUGUCACUGAGGUGGUCGUGAAGCUCUUUGACUCUGACCCCAUCACUGUGACGGUCCCUGUAGAAGUUUCCAGGAAGAACCCUAAAUUCAUGGAGACUGUGGCAGAGAAAGCGCUGCAGGAAUACCGCAAGAAGCACCGGGAGGAAUGAGAGGUGAAUGUUGCUUUUGCACCCACGGGGGCAUCUGAGUCCAGCUCCCCCUGAGAUGAGCUGCAGCCCCCCAGAGAGAGCUCUGCAUGUCACCAAGUCACCAGGCCCCAGCCUCCUGGCCCCAACCUCGCCCAGCCUCUCCCUUCUCUGGAUCCUGCACUCUAAUAUCCGCUGCUCAUGGGAAGAAAAGACUUGCUCCUGCAUGCAACUAAUUCAAUAAAACUGUCUUGUGAGCUGA
Molecule: messenger RNA, 2016 nt
Organism: Callithrix jacchus (white-tufted-ear marmoset)
Lineage: Eukaryota; Metazoa; Chordata; Mammalia; Primates; Cebidae
Gene: CLU
Product: clusterin
Biological process (GO): regulation of apoptotic process; positive regulation of proteasomal ubiquitin-dependent protein catabolic process
Cellular component (GO): nucleus
Molecular function (GO): misfolded protein binding
Source: RefSeq, a predicted model, not a curated record